UCAUCCCAAGCACUUCUAUAGUUGCCACCACUCUAUUACUAUUGCAGAAAAGAGAAAAAAAUUAGGGCUUGGGAUAUGGCUUCCAAGAGCUCUGCAUCAGUGGCUUUCUUCCUUUUAGUUAACCUUCUCUUCUUUGCCAUUGUCUCUGCAUGUGGCACUUGCCCUAAUCCUCCUAAGUCAAAGACUAACCCCAGGCCAACUCCUAGCCCCAGUCCGGCUAGGGCCACUUGCCCUAAAGAUACCCUUAAGUUGGGAGUAUGUGCCGAUUUGCUUGGCGGGCUGAUCGGAGUUGUUGUGGGUAACCCUCCAAAAACCCCAUGCUGCUCUCUCAUCCAAGGCCUUGCUGAUCUUGAGGCUGCUGUUUGCCUUUGCACUGCCAUUAAAGCCAAUGUUUUGGGCAUUAACCUCAAUAUCCCUCUUUCUCUUAGCUUGCUUCUCAAUGUCUGCUCAAAGAAGGUCCCAUCUGGCUUCCAGUGCGCCUAAACAAAUCACUGUUCCUUCUCCUCUUUCGUCCUUUUGCUCGUUCUGCGUGCGUCACAUGAAGUUCUGGUUUAAGAUGGGUAUAAGUGGUAACUGCUCGUCUCCUUUGUAACAAUAUAAUUGUGUUUUUGUGCUGGAAUAAUAGCGAAUAAACUUCCCAUUCUGUAAACUCAAGUGAUCAGUUCCUAAUGUCUACUUACAUAUGCAACCGCAUAUAUGGGAAAUAAAAGAUUAUUUAUGUUUACUAA
Vitis riparia (riverbank grape) is the source of this 728-nucleotide messenger RNA. Its product is annotated as 14 kDa proline-rich protein DC2.15-like. The record is from RefSeq and is a predicted model, not a curated record. Bases 76 to 483 code for a protein of 135 amino acids. Lineage: Eukaryota; Viridiplantae; Streptophyta; Magnoliopsida; Vitales; Vitaceae. The transcript has a single exon.